AUGGUGCAUAGCGACGAUAGCAACGAUAGAUCCCAGAAAAGCCCGAUCCUUGUUUCGAAGAUCGACCCUACAGACUUGCGAGAAAUGGCGGAUCGACUUCCUGGCCUUGCCCCUACGACCAUCUCGUCAGCUAGAUCACUUUCAGCACCAUUCAAGCCCCUCAGAGAUCACAAGCCAAAGAAGUUGAGUCUCAAGAACUCUCAGCAACUUGUGACUCUGUUCGCUGCCGCCGAGGAGCAGAAGUUCGUCGUCCAUAAAGAGUUUGCUUGUCACUACUCGCCGGUCCUCAAGGCUGCGUUCAAUAGCCAGUUCAUGGAAGGCCAAACUCAAGAAUAUAGACUCCGAGAUACAACUAAGGAAGCAUUACACCAGCUAGUCCAUUGGUUCUACUUUCAAAAGCUGGAUACCAUGGAACUCACCGAGAAGAACCGUUACGAUGGCCCGGAAAAUUAUAUCGAAGAACGAAUGGCAGAAAACAUAAUCCUCGCCAAGACCUGGGUAUUGGCCGACAAGCUCUUGAUCGGAAAAUUACAAGACCAAAUAAUUGACGAGAUCGUGCGCAUCAGAGAUCACAGUCACCUCCUCAGCAGUUCAGUCCUGAAAUAUGUGUACGAUAAUACUCCCGAAGGAAGCCCGUUGCGUCGUCUUUACGUGGAUCUAUUUGUUCGCUAUGGCAAGCCACGAAGAUACGAAAGCAAGAGCGACAGAUACCCGAAGGAAAUGCUCUUUGAUGUAGUCUCGAAAUUCAGUGCCGUCAUCCCAACUUUUAUCUCAAGCACUCGAACGCCGUCAAAAGAUCUGUCUCUCUACCACGUGGCUGAUAAUUGA
This is a messenger RNA of Drepanopeziza brunnea f. sp. 'multigermtubi' MB_m1, 828 nucleotides long. RefSeq lists its product as uncharacterized. The record is from RefSeq and is a predicted model, not a curated record. Gene Ontology annotation, molecular function: protein binding. Lineage: Eukaryota; Fungi; Ascomycota; Leotiomycetes; Helotiales; Drepanopezizaceae.